This is a messenger RNA of Alternaria ventricosa, 1227 nucleotides long. RefSeq lists its product as uncharacterized. The transcript has a single exon. Gene Ontology annotation, cellular component: nucleus. Bases 1 to 1227 code for a protein of 408 amino acids. The record is from RefSeq and is a predicted model, not a curated record. Gene Ontology annotation, biological process: RNA processing. NCBI's taxonomy places the organism in Eukaryota, Fungi, Ascomycota, Dothideomycetes, Pleosporales, Pleosporaceae. Gene Ontology annotation, molecular function: RNA-3'-phosphate cyclase activity.
AUGGCGUCCGCACAUCAAACCCCGACACCGAUAUAUCUAGACGGUACGACGCUCGAAGGUGGAGGCCAACUCCUACGGGUAGCCCUUGGCCUCUCGAGCCUAACGAAAAAGUCAAUCCACAUCGACAAGAUCCGAGGCAAGCGAUCUGGCGGUGGAGGACUCAAAGCUCAGCAUUUGACGUGCGUGCAGUGGCUAGGCCAGGCAAGCGAUGCAGACAUUAACGGUGCAGAACUCAAGAGCAAGGAAAUCACUUUCAGCCCAUCCAAGACCGUCGAAAGUAUCAACAGUGCACUGAGUGUUGGCCAAGUACGCAUCAAACAGAAUACCCCCGGAAGUGUCAAUCUAGUCCUACAAGCCAUCUUACCGUACAUCAUCUUCUCUGGAGUUCAAACGUCGAUGCGUGUACGCAUUGAUGGAGGCACCAACGUUUCCAACUCCCCGUCCAUCGAUUAUGUUGGGCAGGUCCUCGUACCAAUGCUAAGCCUUAUCGGUAUACCACACAUCGACAUUCAGAUCCACUCACGGGGUUGGUCACAAGGAAGUGCUACUGUUGGUAGCGUCACGUUCACAAUUCCGCCCAUGAAAGAAAGACUAUCAGCGUUUCAAUUACUCGAUAGAGGAGAAAUCAUCAGUCUAACGGCGACCGCCAUCGCACCCAAAGAUACUGAGCGGCAGUUUCGCGAGGAACUCGAUGUUAUGUUGGAGCGUCUAGGGUCUUGUUUCUUCGGCUAUGCGGGUGGACACGAUGAUAGGGUGGAGACUACUUUUGAAGAUUCACACCACGACAAACGUUACUACCUCCUACUAGCAGCUACCACGUCCACUGGCAUGAAGCUUGGCCGCGACUGGCUAUAUGAUCGUGGGGUUCGGGCUGGAACGCUCGAACAGAUCAUCCCUACCAUUGUGAAGAAGGUAUCCGCUAAUUUGUUAGCAGAGAUCGAGCAUGGUGGCUGCGUGGAUGAGUAUCUGCGCGACCAGUUAGUUGUGUUCCAGGCACUCGCGGAAGGAAGGAGCCAGGUGUACGGGGGAAAGAGGAAGGAAGUGUCGGUGGAACCGAGUUUGCAUGCUAAGACGGCGCAGUGGGUUACAAAAGAAAUACUGGAUGUUGAUUUCGAUGAUGAAGGAGGGUGCGAAGGCAUUGGAUUCUCGCCAGGUAUUGUGGAUAAGCAUGAUGUGAAGGGGGAUGACAUUGUGAAGGAUCUGGGAAGGUUGAGCAUCUCUUCUUGA